AAAACAUACACACACACACGUUGUAUUAAAAAUGUCUAAAUUUUUAGACUAGAAUGCCGUAUCUACCGCCAAUGUUUCCGUUGAUCUUCCUGCUGGCUGGAGUCAACGCGGCUGGUGUCGGUGAGGCUUGGCAAGUUACACCAUAUGUAAAAUCAGUCUACACUGAUCGUCCAUUUCGACCACGAUUGGACUCCUCGGCAUUCGAGAUUCGCACCGUAAGCGGAGUAGGCCGUCUGGCUCCGUUCGAAGAAUCACGAAAUGUUCAGAAACGUCCGGAGCUUACUACACCGGGUUUCGUGGAACCAAACGCUCUUCCAGCAGAAACAGAGGAAGCCCUUCGCGAGAAUAAGAACCUCCAACAUUUCCAGAAACUCUUGGAGGACUUACCGUAUGGCGAUGAAGAGACUGCGGAUGACGUCGUCAAAAACGUUGAUAUACCUAUCCAAAGAAUUUUUCGAAAGACGCUUAUGAUGAAAAUCCUACACGCAGACAAGGAAAACAAUGACAACAACGAACAGGCUACGAGAGGAAUCGUACAACGUAUUCGUAGGCAAGCGGAGAAUGAAACGAGUAUGGAGAAGAUCUCGACAACAAAAAAUGUACGCGAGGCUCGUCAGAAUUCUCCCGAAAUGCGGUCGACCGCAGCACAACCAAUUUCUGUUGAAUUUCGUCAUCGUAUCCCUUUGGACCAGGUGAUCCAGCAACAACAAGAGGAGGAAGAGGCCGCGGCUCUGUCCAGCAUCUACCGCAGGCAUCAGGCACCCCGGGCGGACUUCGUGACGGGUCAGCAACAUCGACGCUAUCCGGAAUAUCGAGAGUCUAGGGAUCUGCCAAUCACUAAGAACUAUGACGACUAUGAUCGAAUGUCCUCUUGGUACAGGAACGCGUUACGCGAGAGAGAUUACGAGUAUCCGUCGUAUCGCCGUGGAUACAGCUACCAAUAUCCCGAACGCUACAGGAUGGAAAGAGAUUAUUACAUGCGGCCGUCGAGCGAUCAGUAUUACUACGAUCGUUACGAUCGUUACAGGGAUGAUGACUUCGAUCUCUACGGCAGAAACCGACCUACGCCAAAGCCUAGACGGAUCAUUUACUACGCAACUCUACCGGAAGUCGUGAGAAAGCCAGUGGAUCUGAGAAAUUAUCCGCGGUAUGACACGAGUGCGGCCAGAACGCCGGUUCUCACGCGACCCGACACCCACAAACGCGUGCCCGGCAACGUUGAUCCCGGCAAGUAUCGAUACAGGUUAUCGUAUGGUGGUUACGAUCCUUAUACGAAGAGAUCGAGCUAUUACGAUCGUCCAUAUUCCGGAUAUCCCGAAGACGAUUUACGACGAGUCAGAGUAUCAACCAAGGAGGAUUUGAGGAACGACAGAUUCGGAGGCAUGAACAGCGAGCGGAAAGUGAGCAACCUCGUAGCAAUUAGAGAUGACGAGGCGGGCAAGCUGCCCUGGCCGGUGCAGAUCGGUACGGAGGUUAGCAUCAAGGAAGACGAGAGAAUCCCCGGCCGAAAGAUCUUCGGCGAAUCGAGCAUCGGUUACGAGAGAUUCCAGAGUGCGCAGCUGCAGAAAGCGCCGGACGCGACAGGAUCCAGCGAGCUCCAAAGCGACAAUUAACACAUUGAAGAUUACGUCCGUUUAUAAUUUUAGAUUUAUUUCCUGAGAAAUUGCAUGCUGCAAUAUUAUCACAAUCAUAAUUUAGGAAGAGCAGUUUUGGAAUAUGCGAUGUUAAAAUAAUAUUCAGACGUCAAUUAAAUACGUAAAGAUAAAUACAUGAUAAUAUUAAAACAUAUAAUAAUAGGAAAAACAAUAGUUGCAUUUAAAAAAUAUUAAAAAAUCAAUAAAAUUUUAUUUGAUUGCUGUGUAUUAAGUCCCUAUUAAAUAUUUUUUAAAAUGAAAUAUAUUUUUAGAAAGAAAAGAUUCUUGAAAUACUCGGAAUAUUGCAGGGUUUACUUUACAAAUAGAUUUUUAAUUCUAAUAAGUAUUUGACAGCGAUUGUAAAAUGUUAUUGCAAACUAUCCUAAGAUGAUGGAUUGUCAAUAUAAAUUGCUAAAUUCUAUAUAAACAAAUACAGCAUUAUUAAAUGUAUAAGAUAAAAAGUUAUUAAACCUAGAUUGUCAAUUAA
Monomorium pharaonis (pharaoh ant) is the source of this 2121-nucleotide messenger RNA. RefSeq lists its product as uncharacterized. The record is from RefSeq and is a predicted model, not a curated record. Lineage: Eukaryota; Metazoa; Arthropoda; Insecta; Hymenoptera; Formicidae. The coding region runs from base 54 to 1613 and encodes 519 amino acids. The transcript has a single exon.